Messenger RNA from Aspergillus pseudotamarii, 1488 nucleotides. Its product is annotated as glycoside hydrolase superfamily. Gene Ontology annotation, molecular function: chitin binding. The record is from RefSeq and is a predicted model, not a curated record. NCBI's taxonomy places the organism in Eukaryota, Fungi, Ascomycota, Eurotiomycetes, Eurotiales, Aspergillaceae. Gene Ontology annotation, biological process: carbohydrate metabolic process. The transcript is spliced from 7 exons. Bases 1 to 1416 code for a protein of 471 amino acids.
AUGGCCUUCUUCCAAGGCCCUAAGUGGCACCUUCUGAGUCUUUUGUUCGCAUUCCUUGCCCUGCAGGUAUUGUCCCAGUCCGUUUCUGGAACAGAGUGCGACAGUAAAAAAUGUUCUGGCGCUUCAAGUAAGCAACGUUAUGUUGGAUAUUAUGCUACGCGGCAUCUUGAAGAUCAGAGCUGUGAUACAUUUGAGCCAUCGGAUAUCAACGUUGAACCUUUCACCCACAUCUACCUUGAGAAUAUUCAUAUUGGAUAUACCCGAGAUGCUAUUGCUGCACCCUUUGACGACAUUGAUCGCAGGCGCUGGAGAGAUCUUGUCAAUCUGAAGAUCAGAAAGCCAUCCCUCAAAAUCUAUGUAUCCAUUACACCGUAUGCGAUUGAUUCGGGUAAACCAAACCCUUCAUUAUCAGACAUGGUUCGCUCUGUAGAGAACCGGACGGAGGUCAUUGACUCCAUUGUUAAACUUCUGGGCGAGUUCAAGUUCGACGGUCUCAAUUUUCACUACGUAUGGCGGGACCUAUGGCAAGGUGAGCCUCAGAACUCCGUCACUUUCCUGAAGGAACUUCGCGGUCUCAAGAAUAUCGACCUGGCGGGAAUGGCUGAGCAUCUUGAACAUCUCAGCUUCAUUUCAUCGGAUUGGCCCGGAGAUGCCGUGUGCAAGGAAGAGGAGAGAUGGCCUGAACAUGGAGACAGCUUGAAUAUCGGCCGUAGCGUCAGACUGCUCCGGGAGGCCAAUAUUGAUCCUAAGAAACUUUCACCCAUUUUGGAUUUGGGAGGUCGAGAAUGGAAACUUCAAGAUCCGAAGUGCAACACUCCCGGAUGCCCGAUGACAAUGCGCGCGUCGCGUGGAAAGGUCACGUUCGAGAGUGCCAAAAGUUUGAAGCAAAAAGCUGAUAUUGCCAACGAGAAUUGCCUUGGGGGCCUUGCUGUUGAGAUGGUAUUCACGGGUGGACCGGCAACUUUGGCGAAUCCGAAUGAUCUAGAUCCGUCUGAUACAAGCAUGAUAGGUGCGCCCCCGACAAAUCGAUCCAGAGAUCUUGUCGAUGCCAAUGCACACCUUACCGAAACGGACACGCCCUCCACCACGAGCACACAGAGCGCCAGUUUGAGUAGCGAAACAAGUACCUCUGACUCUGACACUAAGGGCAGCACGAAGGGUUUAUCCUGCCAUCCUGCGAUCGGUAGUGUUCACGUUCCGAUUGCUCAGCUGGAUUGUGAUUCUAACACUACUUCAACUGCUUCUCACAACCCUGAUGCACCAGUUAAUGUGGAAGAAAGUGUCCCUAGCCCUUCUCUCGCUGCUCCCCAUGAAGCCGGAACAUCUGAUGAACCUAAUCCAAUGGGCCCUAAGCCUACUCUUACUCUUGCCCACCGGAUUGGCACUCCAACUGAUACCACCGAGAAAAGCCAAUGAUGAGGGUAUCACGCCUGGCGAGCCCGGCAAUGUUCCUUGAAGUCCCACCGGCAUAUGGUAUCGCCACCCAUG